UCCCCGUCCCCGCCUCAGCCUCCUGAGCCUGCCGCGGCCUCGCGGGGGGCGGCGAGGACCCGCCCGCUCCCACAGCCGCGCGGUCCCCAGGUAGCGGGGCCGCGUUUCCGCCCGGCGCCAUUUGCAGACGGACCCCGGCUGUGAGUCCCGCCCCGCGAGAGGGGAGGAGGGAGGCGCCGCCCGGCACCUGCAGCCCCGCGCCGGGCCCGGCACCCCGAGAGACGCUGCGGCUGCCCCGUCCCGGCACCCGGAUAAUCAUCAUUGUGGAGGAUUUUAGCACAGAGAUUACUGGAUUUUGCUGUAUCUAACCACAAUGAUUUCAUCCUUGGUUGCUUAUGAUGAUUCAGACUCUGAGACAGAGACUGGAAAGGCUGAAGAUCCCCAUAUGUCUAGUAGAAAGACAAAUCCUGCAAGUUCUGCUGUGAAUCAUCUUCAGUGUUUUGCACCUGGUGGUUUAGACAAAAAAUUCACCUGCAAAACGCAGCCUGCUGAGAACAUUGGCAGUUCCACAGCAAGCAUGGUUCGUAAAGAUUGCUCUGCAUAUUAUGUACAGACUAAUAAGAGGGAGCUGACAACUGCUUAUCCUAGCAAAGUAUAUCCUGGCCAUACUACAGUAUUCAUGUCCUAUAAAAGCUGUGACCAAGCAUCAGGCUCCUUGAUAAAAUCAGAACUUCUUUCUGGAAAUAGCACCUCCUCUCAGAAGAGAGUACAUAAAGAUGAUGUUGCCGCCAUCUCGGGAAUCCGACCGUAUAUCCCUAAAAGACUACGUCAAGAAAAAUCUGCUAGUGUGUCUGAAAGAAAAGAAUCUGAAGGACAGGGAGAGAAGACAAGUGAUGAAAUUAAACCAGAUAGAUCAGGAGAGAAAAGUUCCACAAAAAUUUCUGAAUUUAUUAAGCCAUAUUUAGGAUCUAAGUAUAAAUCCACUGAAAUCCCAAAGAACUUGGUGUUUCAGAUAGCCAAACACAGAGGUCCCAUUAAUAAAGUCCAGUGGUGUCCUGUGCAAGAAUGGAGUCAUAUGCUUCUCUCAGCUUCCAUGGAUAGUACAGUCAAGAUAUGGGAUGCUGUUGAUACAGGCCGCUGUUUAAAAACUUAUUCCUGUCACUCUUGUGCUGUUCGAGCUGCUCAAUGGUCUUUAUGUGGAAGAAGAAUUCUCAGUGGAGGUUUUGAUUUUAUGCUUCACUUAACAGAUGUUGAAACAGGUGUAGAAGACCUCUUCCUGCUGCUUUAUAAAGGGGCACAGGUGUUUACCAGCAAAAAUGAAUAUCGGAUCAGCACACUGAAGUUUCACCCUAGUGAUCCUAAUAUUUUUAUUUGCGGAGGGUUUGGCCCAGAAGUUAAAGCAUGGGAUAUCAGGAACUGUAAGGUGAUAAAAGUCUACAAAGCUGCAGUACAGCAGACUUUGGAUGUCCUCUUUCUUCCUGAAGGAAAAGAAUUUCUUACAAGCACAGAUGCAGUAAGCCGGGACUCAGCUGACCGUACUAUUAUUGCAUGGGACUUCCACAGUGCUGCAAAAAUCUCCAAUCAGAUUUUUCAUGAGCGUUAUACCUGUCCAAGUCUGACCUUGCAUCCUAAAGAAUCUACAUUUGUCGCUCAAACAAAUGGAAACUACAUGGCAUUGUUUUCUACCCAGAGGCCUUACAGAAUCAACAAAAAGAAAAGAUAUGAAGGGCAUAAGGUGGAAGGGUUUGCAGUGGACUGUGAAUUUUCUCCAGAUGGGGCACUUCUACUGACAGGAAGUUCAGAGGGCAAAGUAUUUUUCUAUAACUAUCACACUGCUAGAAUCAUUCACACUUUGUCUGCACAUGACCAGGCCUGUGUGAGUGCAACAUUUCACCCAGUCCUUCCAUCACUACUUGCCACAUGUGACUGGGCUGGAGAAAUUAAAGUCUGGCAAUAACUGCGCUGUGUUCUGUCUGUACUGGAUGUAUGAAUGCCGGUGUUUCACCAUCAGUUCAUGUUGCGCACAUUGAUUUCUUUUUCCUGUGAACAUCAAACAAUUUGUUGUCAUUUUUCAUAUUCCUUCUAGGAUUUCUUGGGUAAGAUUUUCAAACUAGAUUAGUUCAAGUAACAGUGGGUGCACCUACAUGAGAUGCUUCAAGCACAGCCAAUUCUAUUGUGCAUUAGUGUGGUGGGCAAGACUCAUGCUAAUGCGCAGUAGGUUUAGCUUGCUGUGUAUUAAUGUUCAAAGACUGUUCAUUUUCAGUCUUUGAACAUUAAUACAGGUACUAAACUUAAUGUGCUGUAAUUAUGGCAUAUUAAUGAAUGUAUGGACGUGCCCACUGUGUUCUUGAAAAUUUUACCUCUAAACCUCUUUUAUAUUAAACCUAAUCUUCUUACUGUGUUCCCAGUUGGGUUAAAAACAGAUUUUUUUGUGAAUAUGAACGUAUCAAAAAUUUAAAAUGAACACUUCACAUUAAUGUUAGGGUCUGCUGCUUAGAAUCUCACUUGCAUGGUGCUCUUGCCUGUAUAAACAUUGGGGAACCCCAGCAGGGGCAAGUCUCAGGAAAACAGAUAAUAGUUCAGCUUUUUAUAACAGCAUCUUCCAGCCCUAAUGCAACAACGGGGAGGAAAUUUCAGCUAAAGAUUACAGGGAGGGGGCCAGCUCUUCUAUAAAUAAGUGUUGAUUCUUUUAAUGUACAUCUCACCAGCUACAGGCUUUGGAGAAGAUCCUCAGAUGGUGUUAAAUUGUCAUAGCGCCACUGAAGGGAAGUAUAAUAGUUAUGGGCCUAUUCAAAUCAAGGAAGAAGGUGGCCAAUUUGGCAGGCAGAUCAUGGUGCAAGCCACCAUUUUUGCAGGCUUAUUGCGGCAGGGUCCCCCUAUGCCUCUGAUUUGCUAAGGGGCUCUGGUAGGCCCACGCCCCACUGCUGAUUGGUUAAGUGGCCUGUCUGUCAUAAGACCCCACCCCCUCACCGUCGAUUGGUGGAGAGGGCUCUGCAUCGUGAGGCCCUGCCCCUCACUGAUAAUUGGUGGAGAGGGGUGGGGCCACAAGACAGGCUGCCUUCAGCCAAUCAUCAGUGUGGGGUGGGGACGGCAACCACCGUGGUUGCUCCCCUUUGUGCUGACAGCCCCCCUUACCACUUCCCCCUGGCAGGCUGUAUGGCUGGGCGGCAGCAGCCAUGAGGACUGCUGGCUCCCAUGAAGGAGCCAGCAAUUUAUUUUUAGCAUGUUUUGUUGCCCCCCACAGAUUUUGCAGACAUCACUUGAUUUCACAAUUUCUGUGAAAUGUUUAAAAUUGCAAAUUAAGUAGGUGCCUAGUAAUAGUUUGUACCGCCUAAAAGAUCUGCCCCAAAUACUUUUGCAUAGUCGAGAGAGCGAGAGCGCAUGCACACAUUUAUGAGAGAGAGAAAAAGUUCAGCUUAAUGCAUUCCAGUAUCAACUUUGAGAUAUGUCAACUUUAGAAGGGUACAGCAGUGUAGUAGCUUGAAUAAGUGUGGGUGACUAGGGCACAAGCCUAGGAGCUGACUUGGGUGUGGGCAUAAAAAUAGCAGCUGUGGAGCUGCUGGCUCUAUUGCUGUGACCACUGUUAGUAGCCUGGCUGCAGCUACUGCCCCACGUACUGCAACCACACAGAGAUGGAACUGCCCAGUUAUGCCCCUGCACAUAUGCAGUGUCUAUGCAGAAGUUUCCUUUCAGUUUUGAUGUUUGUCGAAAGCACAUACCUUGUGUGUUGGUGCUAACGCUGCGUUUAAUGUGUAAGGAGAACUCAAGAGUAUCAGUGUUGUGGUUAAUUGAAUAUAUCAGAGUGCUCAAUCCCUGGCCCAUGGGCCAGAUCUGGCCACUUGUCAUCUUGCCUGCAGGGUUCCCUACCGGUUCAUGGGGAGCACCACAGGCCAUGGCUGUGUGGCUAGAUCUAGCAUGCAGGGCAGUGCAGGACCCAAUCCCAGUGCGUGGGGCUAGGCAGGGCAGCACGUGGCCCUGGAUGUGGGGACAGGUGGAGGUGGCACAGGGUUCUGGGGCCCUAACCUCUGUACACAGGGUCCCAGGGCCCCAAUCUCCACAUGUGGGAUCACACAGAGCUGUCAUAAGGCCCUGGAGCUUUGAUUCCAACAUGUGGGGCUUGGUGGAGGUGGCAUGGGAUCCUGGAGCCUCAUUCCUGACGUGGGCCAGCUAGUCCAGAUCCAUGCAUGUAGGCCUGAUCCUAGGGCGUGGAGUUUGAUCCAGCCUGCAGGUUGGCCCCAUACCUUUCAUUUCCCUCCUCCAGCCCCUUCUUCCCCCCUGGGACUAAAAGGUUGAGCACCACUGGACUAUGUGAACUGAAAUGUAAUAGACUGUUUUUAACCAUGUUAACCGAAUGCUUCUUUUUUAUUUUAAAUCUUGCCUGAGGCUUUUUUAACUACAUACUGCUGUCGUUUUUCAUAUUUUAUGAAAUGUGUCUUAUAUUUUGCAGUCCAGUUGUAAAUCCAUGUACUUUAUCAUGUAUAUAUGUACAUAUGGAAUAUGCUUGCAAUAUACCUGAGACCUAUCUAAAAAGAAGUAAACAUAGAUAUAUGUUCAUGGUAUUUACAUAUUUAAAAUUAAUUUUAAAUUAUCUGAUACAAAGUAAGACUUAGCAUAUGGUAUAUUUUUCAUUCAAAUAGUAAAGCAUCUACUUACAAAGCAAAGUUAAAAUAAAAGCUUGAGUGCCAUGAAAUAAAAGCUUGAGUACAGAAAAUGAAGACAUUUUAUAAAUGCCUUGACCACAUCCUGUUGAGCUUUAGUACAGUCAAGGUGAUCUCAAAUGCCUGGAGUCAUUAAGCACCAAAUAAUUCUCAUUUUACUCACUGCAGCAAGUGCUACCAAGUGAUACUUUUUGCCUGAGCAAGGAAAGCAUGAUUUAGCUCUGAGAGAAUAAAUGGGCAGACUUAAAUAUAUUUUAUAAUAAAGUAUCAACAGUAUUUUUAGCUGUUCUGCCUUGGGUUGAGUACAGGGUUUCAUGUUACAGCUGCAAGAAUUGCAGUCAUCACUGUGAUGUAGAGAAAUAUGAACACCUCUCUUCAUCUAUCAUUUGUCUUAGGCUUUUAUAAUAUGUCUCAUCCCUUUGGAGGUUAAUUGAGACAGCAAUUUUUGCAGUUCAAACACAGUACCCUAUAUUCAGACCUUUGUUUACUCUUAAAACAAACUUGUUCGCAAUGCCAGUCUCAUGACAGCAGUCUCUUCAGUUGUUAUACUGGAAAAUAAUCUCUACUUGUGCAGAGUGCCUUUAAUUUUUGCAGUGCUUUGCACGAGCAUUAAAAGCUAUCUGAUAACAGACUCAUGCAUUUAGAGUAGUGGUUUUCAACGUGUGGUUGUGGACCCCUCAGGCUUUCCAGACUAUGUCUGAGGGGUCUGUAAAAGAUGACUAUGAUCAGUCAAAAGCAUAUGAAUACCAAGACUUAGAAUUCAAACGGGUCUGGACCUCCAUUCAAAAUUGCGAAAGGGGCCCACGCCUCCAUUCAGAAUUUUUUAGGAAUGUGCAAAUGAAAAAAGGUUGAAACCCGCUGAUUUAGAGUGAGACUUAGGUUGAAUUCAAGCACAUAAUUACAAAAAUAUUGUGAUCCUGAAAACCUAUGCACAGCUAUCACCUCAGAGGUACCUAAACACCAUUUAAAAUUAAAAAGUUCCCUGUGUGCUAAGAGUUGCAUCACUGUGUGUGCCCAGAACUACCUCAAUGUGAGUGGCUCAGCUCUUAGCUCAUACCAAAGUUUGAUCAGAAACUAGGAGUUCUCUGUCUAAAUUCCCUGGGGAGUUCAAUUCAUACUUAGCAGAUGUGGCCAGUAGUGAGCCAAUCCAAAAUGCAGUGAUGCUGCUUCUUUCAAAACAUGAUCAGAAGAGGUGCUAGUCAUAACCACAUUUAGCAUAAUACAGUAUUGGUUACAAUACUCAUCCAGGAGGUGGGGGACUUUCUAAGCCGCCGUCAACCUGAAAUGUUUAAACUUACAUCUGUGCCAACCACUUUACUGUACGUAAGAUCCGAGAGAGGACACUCCAAUCCUCUUCUAUUGGAGCUGGGCCACAGAGCAGCAAAGAAUUCAAAAUUAAUUGGUCCAGAGACGGAGCAUGAGUGACCAUAACUCAGUAACUUGGUAAUUAGAGCACUCACCUGGAAGGUGAUCCCAGGUUUCAGUUUCUGUUCCCAUGACUGAUUAUACAUUUUAUGCAACACAAACAAUUGCAAUCCCAGAAAAUAGUAAAAGUUUUGUUUAAAAGAAAUUGAAAUAUUAAAUAUAUGGAAAUACACAACUAAGAUACCCAAACAGCUUUUGACCCUGUCCUGGAAACAUGCCAGGAAGGGAAAAUAUGAAAAGACCAAUGCAUAAUUAUAAAUCAGAUUAAUCUAAUUAGAAAUCAGAGACACUAAAACACUUUACUCUCAGGAUGAUAUUGUAAUUGCUUAGUGUCUCUGCAGUGAAGGGUUAAGAUUGUUGGAACAUCCUAACUAUGUAUACCUGUACCUUAGUAUGGUUGUUUAGAAUGUAGUUUUAAUCUGAGUUUCUUGGAUUUGAAUUGCUUGGUUUGGGGAUAAUACAUUGUAUUUGCGUUACUACUUCUCUGCAGAAAGUAAGGACCCAGUAUUAUGUGAAUGUAAUUUCUUUUCCUUGCAACAAGUAUAAUGAUUUUGGUUUGUAUUUGACAGCUUAGCCUAGGAAAGUAUUUAAAUAGCAUGUGCUCAUUUUGCACAGUAAAUUGUCUCUCUUAUAUAAUGACAGAUCCAUAAAGUGUGUAUAAUAUUUAGAAAUUCUUUUUCAAGUGUAGCAUUGUGUUAUUCUGCUGAUUUUAUCUUCCUAUCCAAAAAUAUAACAGUUCAUUGCCAUUGUUAAUGUUCUCAGUUUAAGACAGCUUAAAACAAUCCUUUUAUGAGAAGGAUCCAUAAGUAAUGAUCUGGCAGAUGGAUAUUUGAGUAAUCACAAAAAACUGAAAUAUAUUGCUUUAGCAAACACUUUGUGUUCUGUUUGCUUGCAGUUCAUGUACUUCAUAGCUUACAUUUAGAAAUAAACCUGGAUCCAGAAGCCCCUGAAUUGUUGGAUCAUUAGAAAUUGGAGCUAUCAUUAUAAUUUGUUUCCCAGUGACUCCAACAAAUGGGUUAUAAUUUGCAUCAAAAGUCUUGAAUUUGAGCAAGCCAGGCAACAUAUUGCAACACUCAAUUUUUCAGAUUUUUCUCAGUGCCCUGUUGAUUUUUUUUUAGUGCCAGACAUUAUACAGUAGUCUAGAAUUGUAAUGUCUGUAGGAAGUCCUUCAUUUUCUCUCUCUCUGUCACAGGGGGAUGGGCACCUUUAAGCAGAGAUGGGCCCAGUCUCACCUGGGACUGUGAACGAUCUAUGGGAUUUAGGGGUUACACAAUAGCCUGUGGAGCACUUGGUCUUUACAAAGGCUAACAAGAGUUUAGCUGAGCUGAAGAAUUGUGGAAGAAGGUAGACUUGUAUAACAGAAAGGUGAAAGAAGCUAGGUACAGGUCUAAAAAGUUGUUCAGCUGCUGAACGCCCCUUGAUGUUGGUGAGAAUCAAGCACCCAAACAAUGUUUUGGAUCUGGCUUCUAGCUAGUAUGUGACUGUUUGGUGAGCGAGAACUGUACAAAGUAGUUAGGUGCCUUUGGGAGUCCCAUGGUCAGAAUUGUCCCAGCAGGAAGGUCUGGAAAGGGGAAAGAAAAAUCUCUUGGAGUCAGUGUCCUUGUGGGGCAGAUUUACUAUUAUUAGGGAUCUACUUAAAUUGUGUUUUCACAUUUUUCAGGGAGAGCAGGAAAUCCCCCACAUUUCUGGAAGAGCAGGGAAAAUGUCCUUCCCACCUGAAAUUGGUGCAAAAUCGCCGGGGGGAGGGGGAAAGAAAAAAAACUUACUGGAGGCAAGCAGCAGUACGCAGGGAGAAAAGGAAAGCAUGAGAAACCUUCCCCUGCAGCACAGGGGCCCCAGGGAAAGUACAGGGUCUCCCAGCCAAGCUCAGUGAUUGAGCUAGUCAGCAUGCUGAUUAGCCCAAGCACUGGGCAGCGUAGGAGCCUGGGAGGAUUUUAAGUGAUAGGCUGGCUGCUCUACUUAAGAUCAGGAUGAGUGGAAAGACAGUCCGCAAAGCAAAGCAAAGCACAUUUCUGCUACAGAUCAUGUGAAGCAGUACCCUGAAGGCACUCUUCAUGCAGAUAGUGACAAAUUAUUCUGUUCAGCAAGUAAUGUCACAUUGGAUCUGACCAUAAAAACACUAUUGAUCAGCAUUUAGAAUCAGAAGGGCACCUGAAGAGGAAAGCUUCAGCAGAUGCUAAGGGACAGAGCAAGAGGUGGACCACAAUGUUAUCUAUGUUGAAGAGGGUCGCAGUACAGCCUGAAAAGAGCCUACCUUGCUUUAGUCAAGGCAUUCACAGCUGCAAACGUUCCUCUGUAGAAACUUGACAACCCUGUACUACAGGAAUACUUUCGAAUGGGGGAAGUCUUCCAUGUGCUACUAGGCUCCACCAGGAAUAUCUCACUGAAGCGAUAGCUACACACAUCCACUCCACAAAUGCUGCAGUGAGCAAAUAUGACACUUUCUCCAUAGUGGCGGAUUAAACCAGCAACACACAAGAUAAUUAGGUCCUGCGCAUUUUAAUUGUUCCUGAGAGCUGGACAGAUGGCAACUGUCUGUCUUUCAAACCAGGCCAGUCCACCUAGAAGCUGUCAAUCAUUCUAUAGUUGUGACCUACGGCUUGGAAUUCAACAAGAUCUCAGCUUUUCUGUCUGAUAAUGCUGUGUACAUGAGCAAGGCGUUCUCUGAUGUCCUCCAUGGACAAAUGCAGGUGACAUCUGAUGGAGGCACUUCCCUGACAUAGAUAGCCUGCUGACUGCCUUUAAGACAGCUUUCAAGCACUGUCCAGCUCACAAGCUCCAGUAUCGGAUGUCCACUGCUGCUCAAACCAGAAAGCUACCUACAACUGUGGCACUUGCACCAGAGCCAGUCCGGACCAGGUGGAAUUCCUGGUUCAAUGCCGUGCAGCACCAUGCCAGGCACUUGGAGUGAUACCAGUAGUUUGUGUCCCAGGAACUUGAGAUCACACAAGUUACACAUUGCAUCCUCAAGCUCUUAGAACCCCUGAAACAGAGCAACGUUGUGGAUUGGGUGAGGUUUGUGGCAGAAAGCUCCACCCAGACCUCGUGGUGUUGGUAUGGACCUCCUCACCUGGUUUGAAAGUCGGCAGGUUUCCAUUUACCAAGGAUAUAGCAAAGUGAUGUAUUUGAUAAGCUGUGUGGAAGGCAAGGCUUCAAAAGAGCUGUCCACCUGCUGCUGGAAGAACAAGUAAAGACAAGAGGUGUUCCAGGCAGUGGCUGCCAAACUGAUACAGCUUAGCCCCCACAGUUCAGGCAUUCGGCAGCCUUGUUCCUCAGUGCUAUGAGGAUUUUUCACCCCAACCAGGUGGCUGCUGUGAGUUUUGACUCUCUACUAAAUUGAUACCUGGGUGGAGUAAAGAGCAGGGCUCUGAACUUGCUGCUUAUGUGAACUUUGUGAAAGAAUGCCAGAAGCCCAUGUCUGUCAUUGUGUCUUGGGAGUCUGUCUGUGACUGGUUCCCAUAUCUGUAUGCCUUGGCAAAAUGUUGCCUUACCAUCCCAAACAACUCUGUGGAUGCUGAGCAUGCCAUUUCUGUUUAUGGACAAAUGUCCAUCUCUCAGAGAGGUGGGCUGUCACUGCUGUUGGGUGCAGCAUGCUUGCAUUUAACACCGAAAAUUAUGUGGGAGGGGUUCUCUUGCUAUGAGGGGACAGAAAUCUACCCCUGAAGCCCUUAUGCAGUGGGCCAGCUCUGUGCUACAGUGGGCAAGUGUCAAGGAAUUCACUCAUUCAUUUAGUUUGCUUAUGUAUGUGUAAGGCAAUGAAAGUUAAGUACUGUUGAUUCUCUUGUGUUCCUGUUUGCUAAUGUUAGGCUAUAAAAGUUAAGCACUGUAAUGAGGUAUGAAUGUGUUUUUAUUUAGGCUACUGGUGUGGGGAGGGCAGUCAGGCAGGACAGCAGUGCUAAGCUAGCCGAGGACCAUGGGGAAUGUGACUAUGCUCAGAGGGAGAAGGGAGAUGGGAGCAGGCUGUGCAGACCCAGGAGGGAACCGAUGGGGGAUGAAUUGGGAGCCCAGUGCUUGUUCUGUAGCGGUCGCCUGUCCUACAGUUGUCUGUCCUCCUGCUCCCGAUUCCCCCCCCCACUCUUCUCUUGCCGGCUCCUGUUGCUUCAGAUUAGCUCCCACCCCAGUAGGAUUUUUUUUUUCUUUUUCAGCAGUUGUUUUUGGGCACUGAAUGUGCCUGUGGCUGCUCAGGGAAAAAAAGUGGCGAGGGUAAGGAACACUACCAGGCUCUCAGCCAAUGAGUGGCAUGAGGUCGGAGUGAAAAAAAUGGCAGCCACAGGCUUGAAAAGCACCUGAAAUUGGUGGCCACCAGCAUGGUGGCCACCUGAAAAUAAUUAAUGGCCAACACCAUUUAAGUAGAUGCCUAAUUAUUAUAUCUAAAUUUUUGUUUAAUCCAAAAAAUGCAUUCUGAGUAAGAGCCAGGUCCAAAUUCUGGUACAUCUCUGUCCUUCUUGGGUCUGUGAGUUAUUUUACCAGAUUACACUUUUGUGUAGCAAUGUAUGCAGAGUGGUUUAGAUUUGUGCAAAGGUAGCAUCAGAUUUGUUUACUGUAUGCAUUUCAAAUGUAUAAAGAAAGGAAGUAUUAAAAUGUAGACUGCUUUGGCAAUCAAACCUCCAUGACCAGCUGGAACUCUUGAUUGCAUUUGAGUCAAAGGUUGUACAAUGCAAUGCCAUUAUGUUCACAACGUUAUUUUGUGAAGACCAUUUAAUAAUUUCUGGGUGAUUAAAACUCAGACUGAAAUUUGUAACUGAAAAUAUCUUUGUGUUGUGGUAUUAAUUAAGUAGUCAUUAUGAAUGAAAGACAGGCUCUUCCUUUGUAGACUUCCUUUGCACUAUAAUCAACCAACAACCACAUAGAACCAUCUCUUUGUGAUUAAAAAGUAUCAUUUGGGCUGCAAACAAGGAUUGAUGUGGUCAAAUGAAGCUUUUGAAAUGCAAAGAUGUUGUUCAUUUCAUAUUCUUCAUAAUAUUAAUGUUAUUCAUAAUAUUGUAUUCAAUGCACAGCUUACACUGGAAUUUUUCCCAAAGCCAAGUGUAAUAAGGCAGAUGUAGCCUGUGUUCCUGGUGCUUUUGGAAAGGGAAACUCUGGAGCACACUCCACCCAAGGGUUCCCACUCAUGUGCGCCAAGCGUGGAAGAGCCAUUAUCAAGAUCUCGAUCUCUGGUGUGCUUGAGAACAGUCAGAGAAAGAACCCCUGGAGAAAGAAUCACUGCCACUUGUGCAGGCUUGGGAUGGGAUAGAGGGCAACAUGCCUGGAGGCAUCCCUCCCGGACAGCCCUAGCGAUUGUUAUAUAGACAUAGCCUGUAUAUUAAUGCCAAACCACAAAGUGUGUUCUUUCUGAAGGGAACAUUAUUGUAUAAUCUGAUUUCUGCCUGGGUAUAAUAAACCCACCUUUUUAAGUUUAA
This is a messenger RNA of Alligator mississippiensis (American alligator), 11422 nucleotides long. RefSeq names its product WD repeat domain 25 (gene WDR25). The transcript has 8 exons. The record is from RefSeq and is a predicted model, not a curated record. NCBI's taxonomy places the organism in Eukaryota, Metazoa, Chordata, Crocodylia, Alligatoridae. Bases 314 to 1897 code for a protein of 527 amino acids. Gene Ontology annotation, molecular function: protein binding.